AUAUCCCAUUUAAUAGCAUAACACUUAAAUGAGAAUAUUUUAUUGAUGAUGACAGCAUGAUAUGCCGGGCGAUUAUAUGGCAUAUCCCCUAUUUGAAGUGGCCAGGCUCAGUGAAUGUUUCAAGGUCAUUGCCCCGGUCCCACUCCAUUGGCAGUUGGUAGUCCUUAAAUUUCUAAUUUAUUAUUUUAUUUUAUUAUUACUAUUUUAAAGCCACCUUCGGUAGCCUACAACACGUAUUAGUCGCAGAGUUUAUGCAAGGGAAAAUUUGCCAAUCACAAUGCAUGUAAGUGACCUUCAAGUGAUCAGCCCCUCCCACAAGGCAUUUAUCCGCGGUCCUCUGGCGUGGUUGAGAAGACAGCAUACCAGAUUUCAGGUCAGGGUGACUUCCUGUGUCUGCUGUCUAUGGCAGAACGACUAUGGAUACUACCUUUCAAAGUGGCAAUGUCUGUCACCUUUUUCAGUGUUCUCUUCAAUAUCCUCAGUGACUGUGAUGAAACGUAUAAUUACUGGGAACCGUUGCACUUUAUCUCAACAUGGGGCAACGGCAGUGGGUUUCAAACUUGGGAAUACUCACCUUCAUUCGCACUUAGAUCAUACUUAUAUCUCUGGCUUUCUGGCUGGCCUUCUUUCCUAUCAUUCUUAUUGGGUCUCCCAAACUGGUUCGCGUUUCUUUCAGUCAGAAUUCUAUUGGGUAUGCUGUCAACCAUAUCCACCACUCUGUUAUCUGUAACUGUAGCAAAUUAUAUUUCUGAAGGUGAUCUUAUUCGAAUGAAGGGUUUAGAUGUAACUAAAAAGCGAAUUCUUUUUUCAUUUCUUUUUUCACUUUGUUAUUGUGUGUCCCCAGGCUACUUCUUGGCGUCCACAACGCUUCUGCCAAGUGGGCCGUCGAGCUCCUUAACCGCGCUAAUGUUAGCAUUUUGGCUGAGACGCCAAUACUUUUGGGCUGUUGGGUGCGUUGCGAUUACUGGGCUUGUUGUUUGGCCCUUCGCUGCCAUCUUGGGACUUCCCUUAGCUGUGUAUAUGAUUAUUGAUAAAAAGUUAAAUUAUCUGGUUAAGUCAUCUAUUCUGUGGGCUCUUUUCCUCAUUCCUCCUCUUGUUAUUGUCGACUCAUUUUAUUUUGGUCGCUUUGUGCUAGCACCCUUGAAUAUUAUCCGGUAUAAUUUAUUCUCACAUAAUAAGCAGGGAAGUGGAAGCGCAUCACAGUUAUAUGGAGUAGAACCGUCGUCUUUUUACAUAAAGAACUAUAUCUUAAAUCAGAAUUUAAUGUGUAUUUUUGCUUUGUUAUUAUCAUUGCUCACCAUUUUUAAACUUGUCUUGUGGUUACUUCCUACUAAGAAGUCGGUUAAAACUUGUAAUGAUAAGAAUCAAACUUCGAUAUCUGAGGUCUCUUUGAUUGUAUGUAUGUCUUUGUUGCUUUGGAAUUGUAUAUUUUUUUUGCAGGCCCACAAAGAGGAAAGGUUUUUGUUUCCUUGUUAUCAUCUUAUUGCAAUUGCCUCAACAAUUUUUAUAUUAGAAGUUCUUCCAGUUUUUCAAUGCAAACGCAUAAACAUUAGUUUCCCUAUAAUCAUUUUAUGUUCACUCAUCUUACUAAUAAGUGUUUCGCGCAUUUCCACACUUAUACGCUGGUAUAGUUCUCCAAUGCAUUUGGUUAAACAUCUUCCCGUCGUACCGUUACAGUCUCACAAACCUAUGUUAUGUAUGGGGCGUGACUGGCAUCUAUUUCCUAGCAGAUAUUUUCUCCCAGGAGGGGCUGAACGAUGGGAUGUGGGGUUCGUGCAGUGCAAUUUCUCGGGUCAGCUACCCGGGCAAUUUGUUCAACCUGCUCCAAGUAGCGUAGUAUGGAGUUCUACUCGGACUGACGGGAAUCAUUUCAAUUCUGAGAACCUCGAGGAACCAGACAGAUUCAUUAGUAAUGAGACUUUCAAAUGUAGUUUCAUGUUUGAUCGAGAUUCACCUAUUGCUGAACGUGAGAGACUGUAUAUAUCAGACGUAAAAACUUGGUAUUCUUAUGUCAACCAAAGUAUUAAUGAGCCCACACGAUGCGUUUUGGACCUUAACUUUCUCAAUAUAAGCUCAGUCUUGGACUGUAGAUUUUUGAGAACAUUUUAUAUUCCGAUUCUUUCUGAAAAAACAAAACCUGAUGUUGCCCUGCAUAUACUUGCUCGUUUUGGCAACGGUUUUGUAUAACUCAUAUGUGUUUGACUAGUCCACACUUGCUUUGUAAAAUUUUUCUGUGUGUUUAUAUGUACAAGGAGUUGUACACAAUGUGUUUCUGUUUUAUGGUUCGAUUAUUUGUCACGUAAAUUGGAUAUCAGCUGAAAUCUUAUAUGUACUCAUUUUUUUAAUACAAGUGUGUGACUGAAGCUAAAGUCAGCUUGCAUAAAACUGCAACUCAAUGAUUGUACUAAAAUAUUCGAAUAUGCAGUUAAUUUAAUACUAAACCACUUUUGAAAAUAGAUAUUUUGGGAGUAUUACUCAAGUAACUCACGUAUAUUCUCCUACGAGUACUUCGAUUCUUUAUAAUGAACAAUAAGUUGACCAAAGAAAGGACGUCAAGAAAACUCUGACAAAGAAACUAAGGAUUACAUUCGACAGAAUAUCGUAAGCAAUACAAGUUUGAAAGGAUAUGUAGACCUAUACUCAUUCAGAACGGGAAAACUCUAUUCACUCAAUGUUUUUAAUUAGCAUAUAAAGUUGAUGAAUUUAGAUU
Trichobilharzia regenti is the source of this 2710-nucleotide messenger RNA. NCBI's taxonomy places the organism in Eukaryota, Metazoa, Platyhelminthes, Trematoda, Strigeidida, Schistosomatidae. The record is from the annotation of a GenBank genome assembly.